UGAAAUUUCUAAGGAGAACUCACACAGUUGGAUCCGAUAAAGACGCCUCGCGCUCGAAGUUUGAGACCAUGAGCUGGGCGGUGGAGGAGUGGAAGGAUGGACUUCCAGGCAAAGCCCUGCAGAAGAUCCAGGAGAUGGAAGCCCAGUUGGACAAACUUAGGAAGGAGAGGACACAUAAACAGUUUCAGCUGGAGUCCUUGGAAGCUGCCUUACAAAAACAGAAACAAAAGGUGGACAAUGAACGUACAGAGAUCUCUGCUUUGAAAAGAGAAAAUCAGACUUUAGUGGAAUCAUGUGAUGCUUUGGAGAAAGGUCGUCAAAAGAUUGUUCGUGACCUCGGAAUCAAAGAACAGCAGGUGAGCUACUUAGAAGGUCAGCUUAAUUCCUGCAGGAAGACAAUAGAGAGACUGGAACAGGAGCUCAAAAAGUACAAAAAUGACUUGGAUCGUUCUCAACCCGCUGGCUCCUCCUGCUCCUCCUCUGAGCUGCAGCCUUGCAGCACGCCACAAAAGACUUUUGCUACACCAGCUCCAGUCCCAGCAUACAGACAGCAGGAUAACAAGCUGGAGGAGCUUCAGGAGAAAUACAACCAAGAAGUGGAGGAAAGAAAAAGACUGGAGACUGAACUCAAAGUUUUACAGGUCAAAACGUUGAGUCAGUCAUCGGUCAGCGUCAGCCACAAGGACAUCGCAGCUCGCCAAGCUGGAUCGUCUAUUUUUCCGUGGCAACAACAGGAUAACGGCGUACGUGGACAGGAUGCGAUGGAGACACCUCUGAAGAGACGAGGGACAUCCUUGUGGGAGUCCCAUGAGGAGACGCCCAUUAAAUCUAACCAGCGGAUGAGUUCAUCUAGAGCUGUUCAGAGUCCCUGUGGGUCCUCUCAGCAGACGGAGCAGCUAAAGACUCUUAACCAGGAGCUGCGCACUCGUGUGUUAGAGCUGGAGAGGAAUCUGUCCAAUCAGGAGAAAGAAAUCCGUAAUCAAUCUUCCAAACUGCAGGAACUCCAAACUCAUUUGAACCAGGCCCGCAAAGAUUUAGCUGAGCGGGACAGAGACCUAUCCAAAGCCGGUCAGGAGAGGAGUCAGGCUGCAGAUAGACACCAGCAGCUAGAGGCCAAGUGUUCAUCUGUGGAGCAGAAGCUGAAGCAGGUGUCAGAGGAGCUCAGCUGUCAGAGACACAACGCAGAAAGCUGCAAACGAAACUUGGAGCAGAAAAUUAAGGACCAAGAACGGAACAGUCAAAAGGAGCUGGCCCAGCUUCAGAGUUCUCAUCAGGCUUUGGACCAGCAGCUUAACCAGACCAGAACCAAACUUACACAAGAGGUCCAACAGUCCAAAAAAGACUACAAUGUGCUUCAGGCUGACAUGGAGAAGAUGCGCCUCCAGAAGAAUCAGUUGGAGAAAGAAAUUGAAGAACAGAAACAGAAAAUGCUGCGUUCAGAACAAAGCCUGCAGGCCAGCCAGAGCAAAGAGCAAGAGCUCUGCAAGAAAACAGAGGAGCUACAGAAGGAGAAAAACAGUCUGACUGUUCAGCUGGAUCGCAGCAGCAGGAGUCUGUCUCAGCUGGAAGAGGAGAAGAGGAGUUCAGACCAGGUCCUCAAACGCACACAGGGACUGUUGGAGGAUCUAAAAGCUAGAUCAGAAGGACAGAGUGAGGAUCUGAAGAAACUUCAGUCCAAACUUGAGCAGCAGAAUCAGGCUGCAGCACGAGAGCUGGACCUGUUAAAGAAAACACUUUCUGAAGCUGAGACCAAACAUGACAAAUCCCAGAACGAGCUUCAGAAGCAGAAGCAAGAGACGGAGAGGCUGAGCAGUAAGCUGGCUGUCGUCGAGAAGGAGAGCCAGGAGCUGAAGUCCAACCUCACUGCGAGCCAGAAUGAGAGUAAAGCUCUGAAACAGGAACAUCAAGCACUGCUGGAGUGGAAGAAGGAGAAGGAGGCUUUAAUAAACCAGACAGAAGCUGUGCAAACAGAGCUCAAUGGCAAAAUCAGCAGCUUGGAGAGCGACCUCACAGUUCUGAAUGAAGCUAAAAAUGACUUGCAGAAUAAGCUAUUGUGUGCAGAGGGAGACAGAACCAGCCUGUCUGCUCAGAUCGAUGCUCUGAAAGGAGAACUCCUCAACAAGAGCACAGAGCUGGAGGAGAAAGCGCAUCAGUACGAGAUGCUGCAGGUUCAGCUUUCUGAAGCUGGACAUAAACACAGCAAAGACCUGGAGAAUGUCGGGAAGCAGCUGGAUCAGCUCGGAGCACAAGUCAAAGAGCUGGAGUCACGGUUGCAGAAGGAAAUCUCUCGAGCAGAACUUGCUGAGAGGACAAAUGCUGAGCUGCAGGAGGAGCAGCGGGCAGCCUGUGACCUGCUGCACUCCAAGGAUCAGCUGGUGGAGCUGGGCCUGGCUGAGAUCAGUCAGCUGAAAGAAAGCCUCCAUCAGUCUGCUGCACAGCAGGAGGAGCUGAGUGUCAGACUUGCAGAGGAGAAGGAGGCUCUACUGAAGCAGUGUGAGGAGAAUGUUUUAGCCAAGGCUGAGGAGGUCGAGCACAUAAAGCUGCAGAAGGAGGAGGUCCAGCAGGAGCUGCUGCUCUCCAAAAACCAGAUCAGCUCAUUGGAGCAGUUCCUGAAGGUCCAGGAGCAGCUGGGAGCUGAGCUACAACAACUAAAUAAGACAAUGUCGGAGAAAGAAGAGGAACUCCGAAAGAUGUACGAGGAAAAAUCAGCAGAGUUGGGAGAGCUGGAGAAUGAGCUGAAGGAUCAGAGGAGCCAGACUAAGGAGAAGGAGCAGCAGCUCAGAGGGGCUGAAGCUCAGAUCGUGACUUUGGAGACACAAAAAUCUGAUCUGGAAAAUAAAGUUGAAGAAAUGGAGAAGAAAGCAGAGAUGUUGCAGCAGCGUCAAACUGGGAGGAUGAACGCCCUGCAGGAGCAAAUUGCCUCCUUAGAAGAGCAAGUAGCUGCAAACAGAGAAGCCGCAGAAGAGCUUCCAGUCCUGAAGAGACAGCUGGAGGAAACCAAUCAGUCCCUCCAUCGCAUUAAUGAGUCCCUAGAAGCUGCUGAGAAGAGUCUCUCUUCUACAAAUGAAAUAAAGGCCAGUCUGGAGAACGCUCUGUCUGAGAAAACAGAACAGAUUUCUGCUGUGGAGAAAGAAAUUAAAGAUCUCACAGAAAAGAUGCAAAGUGAGUCAAAGAGCCACAGUUUAGAGGUGGAAAACUUAGUCAACAAAGAGAAGAGCCUUCGAGAGCAGCUGGAGGUCACUCGGGGGUCGCUGGCUGCUGCUAAAACUGAAUCCAGUUCCCGUGGAGACGAGAUCCGAGCCAUGAAGUCCACUUUGUCUGCAGCUUCACACGGCCUGGAGGAGAGAGAUAACGCCAUAAAGAGUCUGAAGGAGAAGCUCAAAAAAGCAGAGAUGGAGCAGAUCAAAGCUUCGGAUCUCCUGAAGGAGAAGAUGGUCGCCAUGAAUAAAAUCAAGGUGCAGCUGGAGAUGCUGCAGAUGGAUCUGGAGGACAACGAGUCAGCCAUGAGCGCUGCCGACAAUCAGAUGAAGGAGCUCAAGGAAACCAUAGCAUCACUAAACACCCAGCUGGCUCAGAGCCAGACCCUGAUGUGUGAGAUGGAGGCCAGACUGGAGGAGAGCAAAGCCCAGGUCUCUGUGUUAGAAACCCGUCUAGAUGAGGUCCAGUCUCAGAACUCUUUGCUGGAGUCUAAAUACGUCACGGCUAAGGAGGAGCUGCUGGAGAGGAGCGGUGAAAUAACCCGUCUGGAGGAGGACUCGGUCAGACGACAGCAGCUGGAAGAGAGCGUUGCAGCUUUAGAGUCUAAGCUCCGUCAGACCGCCGAGUCAGAGACGAGGCUGCGGCAGACGAUUCAGGACAACAAUGACCGUCACUGUCUGCUACUGCAGGAGAAGGCCCACCUGGAGGUGGCUCUGAAACAGUUGCUGGACGAGAAAGAGCAAGUCGAUGCUGAAAAGGCAGAGAAGAAAAAGCUGGAGGUCCGAGUGGGUGAAUUAUCCAAAGAGAUGAAGCAGCUUCAGACUCGAGUUGAACAACUAUUGGAGGAAAAAAAGCAAAUGGAAGGGAAAGUUGAUCAAAUCGCUGCAGAAAAACUCAGAGUUGAAUCGGACUAUGAUCGGGUUGUGGAAGAACGAUCCCAGCUGGGUGUUACGCUGAGUUUGGUGAAGGAGGAGAAACUUCAGCUGCAGGGGGAACUCUGUACUCUGACCUCCGAGAAAACAGAUCUAGUCUCCACUUUAAAACGGAUCACGGAUAACUGUUCCCAGGUGUGUGAAGAAAACACGCAACUGCAGUCCAGGAUGAGCCGAACGACCGAGGAGAACCAGCAGCUACAAGCAAACAUAGAGAAGCAGCAAGAGGAGAUCACUUCUCUCGGAGAGGAGAACCAGUGUGUCCAGCGCUCCCUGGUGUCCUCAGAACAAGAGCGCCAGAACCUGAAGGAGCAUCUCGAGGUGACGGAGAAGAAGAAUGAAGAGCACAACAAAGAGCAGAACAGGAAGUUUGAGGCAGAUCAGGCUGAACUUCACCAGAAGCUCACAGUUUUACAGAUGGAGCUGACUGAGCUCCAGCAGCAGCACGAUCUACUGCUCCAACAGGUGGUCCAACAGCACGGCUUCAUACAGCAGCUCUCAGAACCACAGGGCGGCCCAAACCCAGCAGAGGAAAUCAGACACGAGGAACCAGAGGCUUCUGGGGUCUCUGCUGAGACGGAAGCCGAGCCAGAUUUUGGUACCAGAACCGAGUUUCCUCCACUUAACGAACAGCAGGAGCUUUGUGACAAGGACAAGAGAGAGGAAGAGGCGAGCUUCAAGGCGAGUGACUCCGAAACAGGGCUGAUCUAUGAUCAGCUGCAGGAGAAGAAGGAGACGUUUGAAGAAAUGAAAAAUGACGACGAGGUUUCAGAAAAUCAGCCUGAAACUUGUGACUGGCCUUCCGCUCCGAGUCCUAAACAAUCUCAGAAAUCACCUGAACACAAAUCCUCACAGGAACAAGACUUCAGCUCCUUUAAGGAACUCUUCUCAAAACAAGAGGGCCAGCUGGAGUCUCUCCGCUCAGACUGUGACCUGCUGAGAUCUGAGCUGCAGCUGAGAAAAGAGUUGACCUCUGACCUGGAAGUCCAAAUUCAGAGCUUGGAGCAGAAAGUUCAGGCUGCAGAGCAGGCGGCUCAUGAUGCUAUGCAUCAGCUGAGCACCACUUUGGAGGCAAAGAAAGUUCAGGAUGAGGAGGUGACUCAGCUGUUGGAGGAGAAGGAAACGUUAACUCUACAACUGCAAACGUCUAAAUGUCAGCUGAUGGACGUUGUGGAGAUGCUGGAAGGACUUGAGAUGGCAAAAGGUGGAUGGGAUGAAAAGUUCCUUCAGCAGGAGAGUGAGCUGAAGAGGGUUCGCUCAGAAAAGGCGAACCUGGAGCAGCACAUACUGGGAAUGGAGUCGGAGCUGGAGGCCAUGCAGGUGGAGAGCGGCAGGCUCAAAGAAGAAGUGGAGACGCAGAAGAGGACUUGUUCAGGAAUGGAGCAGCAGAUGGAAACGCUCCAGACAGAAACAAGCCAGCUGAGAUCUGAACUUGUGUCCUGCACUGAAGACCGAGAUGAGUUGAGCCAGUCUUUGGGUCGGUGGAGAGAAAAGGCUCACAGUUUGGAGAAGACUGACUGUGACACCAGGAAUUUAAUAUCCAUCCUGGAGGAUGACAUCAGAGCAGGAGGGAAGGAGAAGGAAGUCCUGCAGAGUAGUGUGGAGAAACUCGAGGCACAGAGGGAUCAGUUGUUGGAGCAGGUUAAGGUUCUGGAACAGGUGAUUUCUCAGCACAACGGAGAAACAGAGGAGCUGCUUGGUCGUCUCAACCAGAUCAGAGAAGAUCAGACCUCCAGCAGUCAAAACACAGAGUCCAUGGCCGGCAAGAUCCAGGCUUUACAGGGAGAAGUGUCCUGUCUGUCUCAGUCUCUGGAGGCGUCUCUGUUGGAAAAAGGAGAGAUUGCAUCUCGUUUGAACUCCACUCAGGAUGAAGUCCAGCAGAUGAGGACCGGCAUCGAGAAGCUCCAGGUCCGCAUCGAGUCUGAUGAGAGGAAGAAAAAGAAGAUGGGCGAGCUGCUGAAAGCUGCCCAGAGGAGAUCCGACUCGCUGCAGGAUCGCAUCGAUGCUCUGCAGCGAGAGAAGGAAGAUUUGGAGCAAAGUCUAGAGGCAGCUGUGAUACAGGCUGAAACAUCCAAAGCUGAGCUGGAGGAUGAGAGGAAAAGGGUGGAAGAAGAGAAGAAGGAGCUGAACAAGAAGCUUUCUGACCUCUCUGCCGCCCUUGACAGCCUGAGAUGUGAGAAAGCACAUCUGGAGAGGGAGCUGGAGGCCAAAAACAGUGAGAUCGAAGAGCUGAAGGCAGCCAAGGAUGAGUUGGAAAGAGGGCUGGAAAGGGCGGAGUUGGACAGGAGAGAGGAAGAGGAAAGGCAGAGAAAUCGAGUGGACGAGCUGGAGAAGGGACGAAGAGAGGAUGCGGAGAAACAAAUUAGGCACAUAGAUGAUCUCCUGGCCCAACUGGGAGCCUCUCGGGAGAGGGAGGGUUCACUGGAACAAAAGUGUGUGGAAACGGAAAGAGAAAAGCAGAAGAUCCAGUCUGAGCUGGUGGAGCUGGACAAGGAGAAAGAAUUUCUGUGUGGUUCACUUCAGGAGCUGCAGGCAGAUGGAGAGAGGCUCUGCUCUCAGCGGGACGACCUGAGGACACAAAUGGAAUCUUUGGGAGAAGAAAUAAAAGAUCUUCAAACACGUCUAGAAGUUAAAGAAGAAGAGCUGCGAGCUUCGGAGAAGGAGAAGGAGGAAGACACAAGAGCAUCCGUUAAAUCCAUCUCCUCUCUCACAGCAGAGAAAGAGCAGUUAGAGGAAAGAAACGGGCGACUAGCAGAAGACAAGGAGAAGCUGCAGCUGAGGCUGUUCACGCUGGAGGAGGAGAGGGAGAACGUGCUCUGCACUCUGGAGUCUGAGAAACAGGAGAAAGACAAACUGAAUCAGGAGAGAAGAGCGUUGGAAGAAGAGAGGAGCACGCUCCAGAGUCAAAUCUGCCUGAUGGAAAAGGAGAAACAGGAGUUGCAUCAAACUCUUUCUCUAUCACAACGAGAAAUGGAGAAAACAGAGCAGGAAAAACUGAAAUUAGAGGCUGAAAAAGAACAACUGCAGUCCUCGGUUUUUAAACUAGAAGAAGAGAAGAAGAACCUGUCCUCGGUCGUUUCUCUGCUGGAUCAGGAGAAGCAGCAGGCAGAGGAGGAGAGAGAGAGGCUCAGAGAAGAACGUGAGACUCUUCAGACGACUGCUGCAUCUUUGGAGAAGGAACUAGAAACAAACAGACGGUCCGUCUCAGAACUCGGCAAACAGGUGUCUGACUUAACGUCUCAAGCUGCUCGUUUGUCUAAAGACAAAGAUUCUGCUUUAAGCAAAAUGAGCCUGUGGAUGAAGUCCUGCAAGCAGCUGGAGCAGGAGAAGCAGAUGCUGUUGGACAGCUCAGAAGGACGAAGCAGCGAGGACCUUCAGACCCAAGUGAACCUGCUGAAGAAGGAGGCAGAGGAGAGGCAGAAGGAAGCCGAAGGCCUGAAGGCUUCCCUAGAGAAGAAAAAGAUGGAGUCAGAUGAGAGACUAGAGGAGAAUCGUAGAAAAAACAAAGAGCUGAAGGAGCUGACGGACUCCCUCGACAGAAAGAAUAAGGAGAUUGAGGAGAAGGAUUGCGAGUUGGAGGAGGUGAACAGACUUCUGGAGGAGAAAAGCAGAGAGGCUGAUGAGAGCUUGGAUAAAUACUGCAGCUUGAUGGUUAAAGUCCAUAAACUAGAGGAGAGCAACGAAGGGCUGAAGGUACGAUUGGAGCACUUAUCUGCAGCUCAGCACACUAAUGAACCCAACGACGCAGACAAGCGCCGACGUUCAGGAAGGAAGUCCUCCAAACCGCAGGAAGUUAAAAAUGAUAUGGAGAACCUGGUCCCCUCAACGGUUCUCAGGUCUCCCCGGGGCCCGUCUGCUGGGAAACGAGGUGUCGGCGAGAUGAGCGACAAAGAUGGCGCCCAGGAAGCUCUGCACAAUCUGACAAAGAAGAUCAAAGCCAGCGUCGUCAUGACAACGCCCAAACCGGGACCUGAGCAGGAGGAUGAAGAGUUCAGACCAGAGGGACUUCCUGAGCUGGUGCAGAAAGGGUUUGCUGAUAUUCCUUUAGGAGAGGCCAGUCCGUUCAUCGUGAGGAGAACCACGGCGAGGCGCUGCAGCCCGCGGCUGGCCGGCCGGCAGACUCUACCCGAUGCCAAGGUUUUGGGACCCAUCCCACUCCAGAGCCCAUCUUUAAUGGCGAGUCCGUCCCAACGGAGUGAAGACGAGGCAGAGCAGAGAGAGAGGCAGGUUUUAACAGAUCAAAGUGCACAAGGUGACAACUGUAAGAUCCAGUAGGUUCCUUCACUCCAAUGUAGAAACACACGACCCUAACCAAUAUGUAAUUCUCUACAUUUACACCAUCACAUUAUUCUAUAACACACCAGUUUACUCUCUCUCUGCUAAAACCUGAGUCACAAAUAAAAACCUACAAUUAUUUUUCUUUAUUUUUGUUCUCAGUUAACCUUCAGAACCAGUCUCCUCUCACGUUUGUCUGCUAUGGUUCACUGUCCCUGUCUGGCUGAGGACCAGACAUGUUUUUUUAGUGGUUUGAGUUUAUAAAUAGAUUAUAUCUGCAAAGCUUCACUUAUGUGGCAGCUAAGAUUGUUGCUGUAGUUUUUUUUUUCAACUCUUGGAGGUUUUUAUAUAUAUAUAUUUAGAGGUUUUUCUGGUUUUGCUCCACUUUUGUUGUUUUAGUAUUAAAAUGUUUCUGUUUAUUGUAAAUAGUUUUUACAGCAAACAUUCCUUUUUUUAACUAAACAUUUUAAACACUU
Messenger RNA from Nothobranchius furzeri (turquoise killifish), 8881 nucleotides. RefSeq names its product centromere protein F (gene cenpf). Gene Ontology annotation, biological process: regulation of G2/M transition of mitotic cell cycle; mitotic cell cycle; metaphase chromosome alignment. Lineage: Eukaryota; Metazoa; Chordata; Actinopteri; Cyprinodontiformes; Nothobranchiidae. Gene Ontology annotation, molecular function: dynein complex binding; protein homodimerization activity; transcription factor binding. Gene Ontology annotation, cellular component: chromosome, centromeric region; nucleus; spindle pole. The record is from RefSeq and is a predicted model, not a curated record.